Cydia fagiglandana is the source of this 1649-nucleotide messenger RNA. Its product is annotated as kelch-like protein 26. The record is from RefSeq and is a predicted model, not a curated record. Bases 102 to 1637 code for a protein of 511 amino acids. Gene Ontology annotation, cellular component: cytosol. The transcript has 8 exons. Lineage: Eukaryota; Metazoa; Arthropoda; Insecta; Lepidoptera; Tortricidae. Gene Ontology annotation, molecular function: protein binding. Gene Ontology annotation, biological process: neurogenesis.
UACUAUUUCUAUUUUAGUGAAUCGUUUACGUAAAACAACAAUAAUUGUUUUUUAGGCCCGUCGUGAGUUUUCAAAGUUCAGCUAAAUCCUCAGUGCAGUGAAUGCCCAUAAUGGCAGAAACGUGUGAUUGGCAGUUAAGAUGUACGGAGCUGAAGCACCGAGGUUCUCACCUUUUACAAUCCGGCCAGUGGUCUGAUUGCUCGUUCCUGGUGGGCUCGGAGCCGCACCAGGUCGUGGUGCCGGGCCACAAGCUCAUCCUGGCCAUGGCGUCGCCGGUGUUCGAGGCCAUGUUCUACGGUGGUAUGGCUGAGAGGAACGAGCCAAUACCGAUUUUGGAUGUGCAACCGGAAGCUUUCAAAGCGUUGCUAGAAUAUAUCUACACAGACAACAUAAAUAUAAGCUCUUUUGACAAAGCCUGUGAGCUGUGCUAUGGAGCCAAGAAGUACAUGCUGCCGCACCUGGUCAAGGAGUGCACGCGGUAUCUCUGGUCCGACUUGUAUCCAAAGAAUGCAUGCCGCGCUUACGAGUUUGCCAGAUUAUUUGAGGAGAGUGUGCUUAUGGACAAAUGUUUACAGAUAAUAAGCACCAACACGAAAGAAGUGCUCACAGACAGCAGUUUUGAAGAAGUUGAACUCAGCACAGUGAUCACUGUGUUCUCGCUGGAGCACCUGAACGUGGACAGUGAGCUGGACCUGUUCGAGGCGGCGGCGCGGUACGCGCGUGCGCAGGCACGCCGCCAGCCCUCGCCGGGGCCCGCGAACAAGCUGAGCAUCCGUCACGCCAUCGAGAAGAUCCGCUUCCUCACGCUUACGCCCCAGCAGUUCGCCGAGGGCCCUGCGCGCUCCUCGCUCCUCACGGAAUCCGAGGCCUUUGCGGUCCUCAUGAACAUACUCUCCAGCAGUUCUGAUGUCCCUCUCCCGGUCGGCUUCAGCUCCUGCCGGGUGCCGAGGAAGCAGCUCAUCGGCAGCGGACCCUCCAAUAAUAUGCCGACGUUCACGGUGGACACGCCGUCGCCCGUGAUGGUGGAGCACCCGGAGCGCCCGCUCGCCGCGCUGCCCUACCCGAGGCCCCGCCACGAUGUCCCAGGUGUCCGACUGUCCUCUUCCAUCCACACGCUCUCGGCGCUCGGCCCCGAGCACCUGGAGCGACACAGCAACGACUUCAACAAGAUCUACUGCCAGCGGCCCAUCAUACAGCACACGGACUGCCUGAACACCAGCGUUCUAGACUGCUCCGUGACCUUCAUGGUGGAUAAGAACAUCUGUCUACUCGGGGUUCAGGUUCCAACGCAAGCGCCAAGCGAAGAGAGCGCCGUAUCCGCGCUCGGCGGCACCGGCUACUCGGAGCUGCUGUACGCGCACCUGCUCGACGCCGACGGCGCGCGGCUCACCUACACGCACUACACCAACCGCGUGCCUUACAGACAUCUACUGGACAUCAUGUUUAACAGGCCCGUCUAUAUACAGAGGAACAAGGUAUACAAGGUGGGCAUAGUGUUCAACAAGGUGGGUUGGUACCCGAUGGGCUCCUGCGCCCAGCAGGUGGCCGCCGAGUCCGUCUUCUUCAACUUCGGGAUUGGGCAGUCGAGCGACUCGGUCCGCGACGGCCUCAUACGGUCCAUCAUAUUCACGUACUAGCACACACACGGU